GAUUUCCUUUAUUUUGUCUUAGAGGGAAUAUUUGCUAACUUUUUGAGCUAUUUUAUAAUUUUCCUUUUUCAGGGCUAAAACGAAAGAAGUAGGAAAGGAAUUGCGAGACAACCUAGCAAAGCAUGGGAUUUCACUACCAUCUGGAAGGCGUAAAGGAGUGCAAAACACUGUAUUCACUUGCCUUGUUGAGGAGGAAGCAACACAACUCGGCCGUGAUAUGCACUCGCUCGUCCAGCAACACUAUCCUGUUCGACCAUUAAUUGAUAUGGCUGCUCGCAAAUCAAUUAGCCAUCCAGAAGAGCGGCAAAGGGAUCUCAUUGGGGCAAUAAGGAUUCUUGACGAAUUGAACGGAAUGUUCAAUGAGCUUCAAACUCCUUUGGCUACUCGAAUUCAUAAUAACGUACCUAUUCAUAAUGAGCUGGAAGUUGGGAUGAACCACUUUAGUUUGAUCACUCAUACCUUCGGUCCAAUUAAUCAAUCCACAUGGUGUAAUGCAUUUCUAAAUUAUGCUAAAAUGUCACUGGCAAUGUAUCAAAACCGAAUGGAACCAAAUAAUCCACAGUACAACCAAUGA
Molecule: messenger RNA, 574 nt
Organism: Strongylus vulgaris
Lineage: Eukaryota; Metazoa; Nematoda; Chromadorea; Rhabditida; Strongylidae
Source: the annotation of a GenBank genome assembly